Mus caroli (Ryukyu mouse) is the source of this 631-nucleotide messenger RNA. RefSeq names its product cytochrome c oxidase assembly factor COX14 (gene Cox14). NCBI's taxonomy places the organism in Eukaryota, Metazoa, Chordata, Mammalia, Rodentia, Muridae. The record is from RefSeq and is a predicted model, not a curated record. Gene Ontology annotation, cellular component: mitochondrion. Gene Ontology annotation, biological process: mitochondrial respiratory chain complex IV assembly.
ACUGAGCGUGCGUAAGAGAGAAGUGGAAGCCGGAAGUUCAAGGCUGGCUCUCGCUUCAGUGGGCGAGUUUUCGCAGGGGGUGUCGGGUCCUCAGCGGGGCUGAGCACCAGUGGCUGAGGAGCUGCGCGUUGGUGACUGCCUCUCUCUACCCUGCGGCGGCCGCGCGACUCUGCGAGUGGCAGACUGAGCAGGCAUCGCUCUGACGCGGCCGAGUUGCAGCCUCCAGGGGAAGACAUGCCAUCUGCCAAGCAGCUAGCCGAUAUCGGCUACAAGACCUUCUCUGCCUCGAUGUUGCUCCUCACUGUGUAUGGGGGUUACCUCUGCAGUGUACGAGCCUACCGUUACCUCCAGCUGCGCAGUGCCAGGCGCCAGGCUGCAGAAGAGCAGAAGACCUCAGGAGUCCUGUAGAGCAGCGAGGCCUGAGGCCUGCGGCCCGAAACGGAAAAGAUUUUCCUGCACGUCAACCCUGGCAAGAACUAGGCCUCGAUGCCUUUCAAACCUGCUGGGCUAAAAUGCCUCGGUUUCUGUAGUGCUACUAGCUUGUGCCGUUCUGACAGUUUAUGGAGGCCAUCAAGUAAAUGGGAAUGUGAGGGUGAGGUUUAUUACAGAGAUUAAAUAUUUUGCUUUGUUU